GAGAGAGAGACAAGCACAUAAGUCAUGACAGUGUCAUGGUCAAGGUAAAAAGAGAGCUUGGAGAGGAGAAAGGGGCGACCUGUCUGAAGAAGGGAAGGAAGUAAGCCGUUUAUACUUAAGCCGCAUAUGUGAUGAAAAGAAAAGAGAUCUGCUUUGGAAUCCUAGCUCCACAACUUAUUAUCCCUUACCCUCUAUGCCUUGGUGUGCUCAUCUAUAAAAUGGGAAUUAUACAAUUUAUCUUGAAGAGUUGUGGUGAGGAGUAAUGGACAUCUCAGUUCUGCAUGUUUGAAGAUCAUGUUUGUAAAAAGGAUCUAGUUUGUGAAAAGUGUCCACACUACCUUGGGCUUGUGCAGGUUCUCAACAAGUAAGAACUUCUGACUAUAGCAUUGGUCCUAUCUCCCACCCCUCCCAGUGUCUAUUACAUCACCCUGGAUGAAAUUGUCCUCGUGGAUAUCUAUUAUUUGGUUGAUUGACGUCAUCAUGGAUAUGAAAAAGGCCCAUCAUAUCAGGAAACGUGGCCAUCAGGAACUGCCCCAGAAAGGAUCUAUUCCUCUUUCUGAGAACCAUGAAUUUGGAAUUCAGUACUUGGAAAUGUGACCUAGCAAAAGACACAUGGGCAAGAGCUAUGCUUUUCCAUUUCACCAUGGAGAGCCGGAGGCGUGCCAAGGAGUUGGGGGCCUCAAGUCAGGAAGCAGAACAGCAAUACUGUCUCUUGACCUGCUGCAUCCCACUGAUGAAGGCCAGGGCUUUCAUGAGUCCAGGUCUUUGAAGUCACACCACGAAGCUCUUGCAUCAUGACACACAGCAUGGAAGAGGAGUCCUGACUUAGCGAGAAGCCCAAGUAAAGUCUUUUAUGAGGGAAGAGACUCUUCUGAAGAAACACAACAAAUGUAGGGAAGGGCUUUUGACAAUCACCAAAUGAGCAAAAAAAAAAAAAAAAAAAAAAAAAAAAGGUGGGGGUUGCCUUACGUGGCCACACCCUCCACGGACGAGGUAUAAAUGCUCCCUGGAGGAAGGAGACCCACUGCUCUACAACCUGGAGAUUUUGGACUCUGUCUUCAGCUGGGCACUCCCUCCCUGCACCAUGUCUUACAGUUGUUGCCUGCCCAGCCUGAGCUGCCGCACCAGCUGCUCCUCCCGGCCCUGCGUGCCCCCCAGCUGCCACGGCUGCACCCUACCUGGGGCCUGCAACAUCCCCGCCAAUGUGGGCAACUGCAACUGGUUCUGCGAGGGCUCCUUCAAUGGCAGUGAGAAGGAGACCAUGCAGUUCCUGAACGACCGUCUGGCCAGCUACCUGGAGAAGGUGCGUCAGCUGGAGCGGGACAACGCGGAGCUGGAGAACCUCAUCCGGGAGCGGUCCCAGCAGCAGGAGCCCUUGGUGUGCGCAAGCUACCAGUCCUACUUCAAGACCAUCGAGGAGCUCCAGCAGAAGAUCCUGUGCAGCAAGUCUGAGAAUGCCAGGCUUGUGGUGCAGAUCGACAACGCCAAGCUGGCCUCAGACGACUUCAGGACCAAAUAUGAGACCGAGAUGUCCCUGCGGCAGCUGGUGGAGUCGGACAUCAAUGGCCUGCGCAGGAUCUUGGAUGAGCUGACCCUGUGCAGGUCUGACCUGGAGGCCCAGGUGGAGUCCCUGAAGGAGGAGCUGCUGUGCCUCAAGCAGAACCAUGAGCAGGAGGUCAACACCCUGCGCUGCCAGCUUGGAGACCGCCUCAACGUGGAGGUGGACGCUGCCCCUGCUGUGGACCUGAACCAGGUCCUGAAUGAGACCAGGAGUCAGUAUGAGGCCCUGGUGGAAACCAACCGCAGGGAAGUGGAGCAAUGGUUCGCCACGCAGACCGAGGAGCUGAACAAGCAGGUGGUAUCCAGCGCAGAGCAGCUGCAGUCCUACCAGGCGGAGAUCAUCGAGCUGAGACGCACGGUCAAUGCCCUGGAGAUCGAGCUGCAGGCCCAGCACAACCUGCGAGACUCUCUUGAAAACACACUGACGGAGAGCGAGGCCCGCUACAGCUCCCAGCUGUCCCAGUUACAGAGCCUGAUCACCAAUGUGGAGUCGCAGCUGGCGGAGAUCCGCUGUGACCUGGAGCGGCAGAACCAGGAGUACCAGGUGCUGCUGGACGUGCGUGCCCGGCUAGAGUGUGAGAUCAACACGUACCGGAGCCUCCUGGAGAGCGAGGACUGCAAGCUCCCCUCCAACCCCUGUGCCACCACAAAUGCAUGUGACAAGUCCAUUGGACCCUGUAUCUCUAAUCCCUGUGGCCCACGUGCUCGGUGCGGGCCUUGCAACACUUUUGGGUGCUAGAGGCCCCAUGACCAGGAGGAGAAGAAAGGCAUCAGUCACACCUCAACUCUACUUCAUCCCAACAUCUCCAACAGUGAACACACUUUGGAAAGAGGCAGAAACCUUUCUAUCAGCCCUGGCUUCCAGGGGUCAGCUCUAACCUCCCACUGUAUUCCCUGGCUUGAUUCUUCAGCAUAAGGCUGCAAAAUCUGUCUUCUGAGUCACAUAGAGAGACCUACAGCAGGAUCAAGAUCAAGUAAUAUCUAUCAUCAUAAAGACGCAUUUGCAUAACAUGUUAUACUUGAACAAAACUUAUCUAAAUGCAAUUUAGGGAAAAUUCAAUUAAUUGUGACAAAACUGAUGGGCAUGCUAUGAAACAGAACAUAAUUGGAAUAAAUCUUCCUUGUCACUCUUGGUCUUUGGAGACGCAAUAGAAAUCCUUUGUUAACCUCCUAAUAAACUCUUUUUCAA
Macaca mulatta (Rhesus monkey) is the source of this 2749-nucleotide messenger RNA. It is a transcript of the gene KRT33A, whose product is annotated as keratin 33A. Gene Ontology annotation, cellular component: cytoskeleton. The record is from RefSeq and is a predicted model, not a curated record. Lineage: Eukaryota; Metazoa; Chordata; Mammalia; Primates; Cercopithecidae. Gene Ontology annotation, biological process: epithelial cell differentiation; intermediate filament organization. Gene Ontology annotation, molecular function: structural molecule activity.